Messenger RNA from Polychytrium aggregatum, 2803 nucleotides. RefSeq lists its product as uncharacterized. The record is from RefSeq and is a predicted model, not a curated record. Gene Ontology annotation, cellular component: intraciliary transport particle B; cilium; centrosome. Lineage: Eukaryota; Fungi; Chytridiomycota; Chytridiomycetes; Polychytriales. The transcript is spliced from 18 exons. The coding region runs from base 402 to 2372 and encodes 656 amino acids. Gene Ontology annotation, molecular function: beta-tubulin binding. Gene Ontology annotation, biological process: intraciliary transport involved in cilium assembly; cilium assembly.
UGCCGUGGAUGCCGUGGAUGCCGUGGAUGCCGUGGAUGCCGAUAAUGCAGAACGUGCUGGUGCCGUGGCUGCAGAAAGCCAGCACAAGCCCAGCAGAGGGCUGGAGGAACAUGGCGAACAUGGCGCAUACAGCGAUGUUUUGAAACGGGACACCUCGACGCAGUGUCUUGCGACCUUCCAGCGGCACCGUCCGCAUUGCCUCUUGGCUGGCCUCCAAGCGGCCUUCCUGGCUGCCCACCCGGUCCGCCUGAAUCACAGGCCGGCUCUCCAACACAACCGGCCCCUGUUCUGCUCUGGAUCUGCUUUGCAUCGACCAGGCCGCACGAUCGACCCCACAGUCGCCACAGUCGCCACAGUCACCGCUCCGCACGCGUCUCCAACCCCAAAGCAAGCCAUUCGGAAUGUUCGGACGUCCCCCCACCGGAUCCCUGGCCAACCGCCCCAGCAGCCGCGGCCCUUCAUCAUGGGGUCGAACCACUGGAGCACCACCAACAGGACUCGCAACACGCGCUGGACCAACAGGAAACCGCCCUGGAACCUCGAUGCGAGGCGGCUUUGGAUUCCAAGUUGUCGAUCGCCCCGUCACUCAACAGGGUCUCGGUGGUAUAAGGGCGUCCAACCAAGGUCCAGGCCGUUCAAUCCAAGACCGCACCUAUUUCCAGAGCGAACUGCGACAGAAGAUCAACCUCCUCACCAACGAGAUUGGUCGUCUCAACCAGGAGGCCGAGGCCACCAUGCGCGAAAAUGCCAACCUCAUUGCCUUUGAGAAGCGGGCCGAUGCUCUUGCGGAAGAGCUGCGGGAGCUUCAAGGACAGUUGGGCGAUCUCAACACCCUCGUCGACAAACUCCAUGCCGACGCCGACCUCGAGGACUUUGAGAAGCAGUACAAUCAGUUGAAGGCCCAAAAUCAAAGAGAGUCGCUGGCCUUGGACGAGUAUUUCUCCACGAGACAGCUAAAGGAAAACAUCUUACGAGAACUUGAUCGCCAGAUCGAAGAAGAGAAGCGUCGGGCUGAAGAAAAGUUCAACGAAUGGGAUCCUGUUAAGCGAGACACUUAUUAUGAGCUCAAGAAAGCCAAUGCCGAGUACGUGACCGAAACCCAGAGGAAGCAGGCCGAGCUCGACGAGCUGCAAAAGAAGCUCAACGGUCUUCAACAGGCAAGUGACAGGAGCGCUGAUUCAUCUUGGCAAGGCCUCGGAAUCGAGCUGCAUUCGCUGUAUAAAGCCGGAGGCUUCGAUGCAAAGCGCUGGCAGGAGGGGGUCGCUGCUUUUUCUCGGCUGCUUAUCCGCCUCGCCCACCAACGAUUCCAACACCCGGUGCCGCUGCAACCGCAGGAUCUUAAGCAAGACCCAGUCAAGCAGAAGGCUCUGGUUCAGCAGCAAAAGUUCAACGAGCUCAAGGCCAAGCGCAAAGAGAUCGAGGAGUCGCUGAGCUCCAUCGAGACCAACACCGGACCACAGGAGAAGGCCCGGCUCCUUGAGCAGGCAAAUCAUCACGUGGUGGUCGUCAAGGAGGACAACCAAGAGACGUCGGGCAUGGAGAGAAAGCUGCUGGAGCUCGAGGAGCUUGCGAAGCGGCUCAAGGAGGAAGCCUCGCAGCUCGACGUCGAGCUCGACUCGCAGCACGGCGAAAGAAACACAAAGUAUGAGGAGCUUCUCAAGCGCGAUAAGGACAUGCAGGCCUUUAUUGACUCGUUCGAGUCCAAGAGAACCGAGAUUGCGGAUAAGAACACCACCACCGAGAAGAACAUUGUUACUCUGCUCGAGAGGAUCAAGAACCUCUCCAAGCACGAGACUGAGCCGAUGCCGUCGGUGGCCAAUAUGAAAGAGCUGGAGAGCGACCUAAAGUUUAAAGAGAAGGAGAUGCAAAAGUCCGAGAGCACCGUUGAGGCGUUGCAGUUAGAGCGAGAGAGGCGCCUCCACGAGCUCGACAAAGUCGAGCAACUCGAGGCCAAAGUAACUGCCGAGCUCAAACACCUCACCUCUCGAAUGGAAGACCUCAAGAAGCAGCUCGGGACCGUCUCGAACAUCCAGGCCAUCAAGGAAGAGUUUGAGCAACUCAAAGUGAAACACAGUCGGGACCGAGAGAUCCUCAAGUAUCAGCGCGACUCCCUCCGCCAGCACAUCCAGUACUUGUCGACCCUCCACGAUGCCAAGAAGGCCCAGCUCCAGGAGAACGAGACAUACACUCAACUUGGCACCCUCGAGCAAAAGUUGCGGCACCACGAGUCCAACAACUUCCAUCUGAAGGAGUAUAUCUCGGUCAAGACCGCCGAGAGCGACUAUCGCCCCGUUGCCAGCGAGGUCGUGGGGCUGCUUGACGAGCUGAACGGCCAACUCAACUCGCUGAUCUCGAUGAUGCCCACCCGAUGAAGGCUGUGCCGAGUGAAACCUCUGGAAUGCUUGAAGCUCUUCGCUGGUGCUGCCCUUUGGUGUGCUCCCGACCCUCCACAACAUUGUCUGCUUCACACACUUUGCUUCUGCCUCGCACAUUGCCUUCGUUUCCUACAUCCUACAUUCUGUUUCCACAACACCCACGCUCCUCGGGAUGACACCGCUGCCUCUGCGCUCGCGCGCUGGUCCACUCCGGACAUCCCUGGUCGCCUGCCUCUGUCCCCUCACUUGCUUUCGCGCCCUCGCUUCUCCUCCGCAUGGCACCCAACUCCACGCCGAGCAUCUCCCGCUUCCGAGCCGCCUUGGCCCCUUGACCCUCCGCUGGUGAUGUCCCCAGUUCCGCAUUCUCGCAAGCUUCGGCUCCCUUGCAUCGCUCCCCACACUUGCCAAUACACGGACGUCCAGGCCAU